Alternaria rosae is the source of this 1296-nucleotide messenger RNA. RefSeq lists its product as uncharacterized. The transcript has a single exon. NCBI's taxonomy places the organism in Eukaryota, Fungi, Ascomycota, Dothideomycetes, Pleosporales, Pleosporaceae. Gene Ontology annotation, molecular function: hydrolase activity, acting on ester bonds. The record is from RefSeq and is a predicted model, not a curated record. Bases 231 to 1256 code for a protein of 341 amino acids.
UGAACGAGGUUCGUGAUAGCCGGGAUACCCCGCAUCAUCGUGCAUUUACCCCAAAAAGGGCCCAGCUCCAAAUUUCCCGCUACGCCAUCCUUCGGGGGGAAUUCUUCCGUCAAAUCCAUGUUACCGAAGAUCCAUGGACACUGACUUCAACGAUAUAAACAGUAGCCAAGCCUAUUGUGAAUCGUGAUUACGAUCAUCACGCCUUCAGGAACAUUCUCCACUUUGCCGAUAUGAAGCUCAUCGCGAGUUCAAGCGUCUUCUUGACACUUUCUGUGCAUGCAAUUGCUGCCCCCACUCAUCCGAAGCAGAAGCAACGCUCUUUCAAAUGGCAUUCUACAGAGUCCCUGAUAGCUUUUGGGGAUAGCUACACAUAUGUGCAGGGUACUCUCGGCCACGAAAACUACACCUUCAUUGGCGACGAAUUCAACUUCUCUUUCUCACCAGCACAGCUCUUCUCGAAUCGCAUCGUACAGAACCUUACAGGAACGGCAGAAGGAGGCCCCAAUUGGGUAGAGCUUCUGACUGGAUGCGGUGUUAAGAAUGGUUUGCAUGAUCCAAGAGAGUGCGAUGUCCAGCUCUGGGACUUUGCAUAUGCUGGCGCGAACACUAUCGAGGAAGUUGGAUUUACACCCCUACAUCACAACCAUACUGUCUCGCUCGAACGGCAGAUCGAACAAUUUGUCUCCUACGGCAAUCCAGCUCUCGAAUCAAUUCACCUCAACCAGAAGAAAGCGCUCGUAGCGAUAUGGAUCGGCAUCAACGACAUUAACGACCUUGUAUCAACCCAAGGCAAGAACGCGUCCUUUGCACCACUCUACGAGAAGAUUCAGGACCGAGUUUUCGAGAGCGUGGAGAAGAUCUAUGAGCUUGGCUACAAGGACUUCCUCUUCAUGAAUCUACCGCCUCUGGAUCGUGGACCGGGCACGCCCAAUGUCAACGCCUCGCUCGUCAGUUCUUUCAACAAGAUUCUCGCUAAACACACCAACGCCUUUCAGUCCAAUCACAAGGACGUGAAGGUGCUUCAGUUUGAUGUCAACAGUGUUUUGAACCAUGUUUUGGAUCAUUACCAGGACUACGGAUUGAAGAACAUCACCGACUACUGCCCGGGAUAUAAUCAGCCAGAUAUUCUCACAGAUCCAAGCCGAUAUGGAUGCACGGAAUUGGAUACGUACUUUUGGUACAAUUCAGGGCAUCUGACGAGUCGGACGCAUGACAUCAUGACGAAAGCCUUGGAAAGAUGGUUAGUAAGACAGUGAUAGGGACGUAGACUGUCAUUUGUUCUUAACAUCGUUGCGC